Messenger RNA from Acanthoscelides obtectus, 2065 nucleotides. The record is from the annotation of a GenBank genome assembly. NCBI's taxonomy places the organism in Eukaryota, Metazoa, Arthropoda, Insecta, Coleoptera, Chrysomelidae.
UGAAAAAUGGAGCGUUACACGAUAGAACAACGUGUCUUCAUUAUUAAAGAAUAUUUUAAAAAUAGUGAAAGCUUAGCGGCUGCAGUUCGAAAAUUUCAUACAAAAUAUGGCCGGAAUAGUGUUUUAACUUCGUCAACUGUGAAGAGAUUAAUUGAAAAAUUCAUGGAGACUGGAUCCGUUGGAGACGCCAAACACACUGGUCGUCCAAAAACAAGCCGUUCAAAUGUGAAUAUCGAAGCAGUGCGUGAGAGUGUUGCGGACAAUCCAGGAACCUCAAUUCGACGUCGUGGACAAGAAUUGCAAAUGUCAAGAACCUCUCUACAGCGUAUACUCACCAAAGAUCUGUGUCUUCAUGCUUACGCAGCUCCGCAGCCAAAGUGAACAAGCACUUCUUUCCACCAAACUUCAAGAUUGGAGUGGCUAAUGCAGCAGCCCAGAUUGAAGGAGCGUGGAAUGAAGAUGGUAAAGGCGAGACCAUCUGGGACAGGUUCGCCAUGAGUCGCCCAGAAAGGAUCUUCGAUCAUUCAUCUCCACAAGUGGCUGCUGAUUCUUACCAUAAGUGGAGAGAAGAUGUUGAAAUGGUUAAAGAAAUGGGCGUGGACCACUACAGGCUCUCAAUAGCUUGGGCAAGAAUCUACCCAGACGGUUACAAGACAGAAGAACCUAACGCCAGGGGUGUAGCAUACUACAAAAAUCUACUUAGGUCAUUGAGAGCAUUGGGCAUUGAACCAAUGGUCACCCUCUACCACUGGGACUUACCACAGAAGUUGCAGGAUGAUUUUGGAGGAUGGCUGAGCCCUAAAAUCGUCGAUAUCUUUGCAGACUAUGCCAGAACUUGCUUUGAGCUUUUUGGCGAUGAAGUAAAAUGGUGGAUUACAAUCAAUGAGCCCAAACAGAUCUGCGAAGCUGGAUAUGGAACAGGGGGCUUUGCACCAGGCAUCGUUAGUCCAGGAGUAGGAAACUAUAAAUGUGCUAAAAACGUACUUUUAGCCCAUGCUAAAGCGUACCACAUUUACGACAAAGAAUUCAGAAAAAAAAACCGAGGAAAAGUCGCAAUUGUGAUUGACAGUAACUGGUUCGAACCCCUUUCUGCUAAAGACGAAGAAGCAUCUGAAAGGGCACUACAAUUCUCAUAUGGUCUGUACGGCAACCCAGUAUUCAACGGCGACUGGCCCGCAGUAGUCAAAGAAAGAGUUGCUCAACGUAGCAAGCAAGCAGGUUUGAAGGAAUCUCGUCUACCAGCUCUUACCAAGGAAGAAAUCAAACUAAUCAAAGGAACCCAUGAUUUCCUAUGCAUCAACCACUACACCUCGCACAUGGUCAGUGCUUGGUAUGAAGCGCCUGUUACAGAUACUAGCUUUGCAGCUGAUAUUGGGGUCAAUGAUUGGAUGCCUAGGGAGUGGCCCAGGGGAGGAGAAGUUUGGUUCUCGGUUUGGGCUCCAGGAAUGAGAAAACUGUUGAACUGGUUGAAGAAUACCUACAACAAUCCAGAAAUCGUGAUAACAGAGAACGGUUUAUCUGAUAAUACAGGGACUCUGGAGGAUGACCACAGAAUUAACUACUACAGAGUACGUAUUCACUGAACAGUCGAAAGUCGAAAAAACUUUUUAUGAUGCAUUCAUAUCCGUAUUAUUUUUUUUAGGACUACCUAAGUAACUGUUUGGAUGCGAUCUACAUUGACAACGUGAACCUGACAGGAUAUACUGCUUGGAGUAUAUUAGAUGAUUGGGAAUGGAGCACUGGAUACCACUCCUUAAUUGGAAUGUACAAAGUAGACUUCAACGACCCUAACAGGGCUAGGAUUCCUAGGAAGUCUGUUGCAUACUUCACCCAAAUCGCCAAGAACCGCUGCCUGGCAGAAAAUCCUGCAGAAUGUAUAGAUUAAGCAAAAAAUAAAUAUAAACUGUGAUCACAUAACUUUUGAGUAUUAUUUUAUUAUCUAUCAGCGACCCAUCAACAUUGUUGGAAUACUGGCAUCAAUUUUGUCUUAUUCCUAACCUUUGAAAAAAUCACACAAAACUAGGAAUGUCAAUAUAUCAUAUAUUUAUUUUAACUGGUAACAUGC